AUGACUCACAAACCAGUUUUGAUGGUGACCCAAUAUACAUAUAUAUACCUUCGUCAAGUAGGACACAAGAGUUGGAGUACCAGGCACGAUCAUGGCGUAGUUUAUAGUAACGAGAGCGGGAGUAGUGACCACGAGAGCGGGAGUAGUGACCACGAGAGCGGGAGUAGUGACCACGAGAGCGUGUGUAGUGACCAGGAGAGCGUGUGUAGUGACCACGAGAGCGGGUGUAGUGACCACGAGAGCGGGUGUAGUGACCACGAGAGCGGGUGUAGUGACCACAAGAGCGUGUGUAGUGACCAGGAGAGCGUGUGUAGUGACCACGAGAGCGUGUGUAGUGACCAGGAGAGCGUGUGUAGUGACCACGAGAGCGUGUGUAGUGACCACGAGAGCGGGAGUAGUGACCACGAGAGUAGCGUAUGUAGUGACCACGAGAGCGUGUGUAGUGACCACGAGAGCGGGUGUAGUGACCACGAGAGCGGGUGUAGUGACCACGAGAGCGGGUGUAGUGACCACGAGAGCGGGUGUAGUGACCUCGAGAGCGGGUGUAGUGACCACGAGAGCGGGUGUAGUGACCACGAGAACGGGUGUAGUGACCACGAGAGCGGGUGUAGUGACCACGAGAGCGGAUGUAGUGACCACGAGAGCGGGUGUAGUGACCACGAGAGCGGGUGUAGUGACCACGAGAGCGGGUGUAGUGACCACGAGAGCGGGUGUAGUGACCACGAGAGCGGGUGUAGUGACCACGAGAGCGGGUGUAGUGACCACGAGAGUGUGUGUAGUGACCACGAGAGUGUAUGUAGUGACCACGAGAGCGGGAGUAGUGACCACGAGAGCGGGUGUAGUGACCACGAGAGCGGGUGUAGUGACCACGAGAGCGGGUGUAGUGACCACGAGAGCGGGAGUAGUGACCACGAGAGCGGGUGUAGUGACCACGAGAGCGGGUGUAGUGACCACGAAAGCGGGUGUAGUGACCACGAGAGUGUGUGUAGUGACCACGAGAGUGUGUGUAGUGACCACGAGAGCGGGAGUAGUGACCACGAGAGCGGGUGUAGUGACCACGAGAGCGGGUGUAGUGACCACGAGAGCGGGUGUAGUGACCACGAGAGCGGGUGUAGUGACCACGAGAGCGGGUGUAGUGACCACGAGAGCGGGUGUAGUGACCACGAGAGCGGGUGUAGUGAGGCAACACUUUAG
Molecule: messenger RNA, 1194 nt
Organism: Procambarus clarkii (red swamp crayfish)
Lineage: Eukaryota; Metazoa; Arthropoda; Malacostraca; Decapoda; Cambaridae
Source: RefSeq, a predicted model, not a curated record